UACAGGAUGUCGUACAACGCGUCGGUCGUGUCACCGUGUUCUCGACCGUAUCUGGGUCCAAACCUCGCGCAGACUUGUCCCGGUUCACAGUUCCUGACCUUUAUGACUCUGUUGGACACGUUCGUCCGCGCGAAAGAAGAAAUUUCUCAGCUCUGCGAACGAGUAAGGCCGAUCGACCCACCGGAAUACUAUUACGAUUUCAUUGUCGUAGGAGGAGGAACAGCCGGUUCGGUGGUCGCUUCUAGGCUCAGCGAUAUCGCGGAAUGGAGAAUUUUGCUGUUAGAAGCCGGUCCCGACGAACCACCGGGUGCCGAUAUUCCAAGUAUGGUAGCGAUGUUUCUCGGUAGCGAAAUCGAUUGGCAAUAUCGAACGGUGAACGAACAAAACGCGUGUUUGUCGACCGGAAGAUCGUGCAGCUGGCCACGUGGCAAGAAUCUUGGCGGCACUUCCAGCCACAAUGGCAUGAUGUACACCAGAGGGCACGCGAAGGAUUAUAACGAUUGGGCGGCCAUGGGUAACGAAGGAUGGUCCUGGGAGGAGGUAUUGCCGUAUUUCAUGUGCUCGGAGAACAACACAGAGAUCAAUCGAGUUGGUCAGAAAUAUCAUUCGACCGGUGGUUUGCUGACCGUCCAGCGGUUUCCUUGGAAACCGGCCAUAGCCGAUGACAUUUUGGCAGCGGCUGCCGAACGCGGCUACCCGAUCUCGGAAGACCUUAACGGCGAUCAGUUCACUGGAUUUACGGUGGCUCAAAUGAUGAACAAGAACGGAGUCAGAGCGAGCUCUGCUACCGCUUUCCUUCGACCGAUGCGUCAAAGAAGAAACCUUCAGAUCGCUCUGAACGCUACCGCUACCAAGAUUCUUGUAGAGAAUUCGAAGGCUGUCGGCGUUCAGUUCUAUCAAGAUGGCGAGCUUCGAGUGGCACGAGCGUCUCGUGAAAUAAUUGUCUCCGGUGGUGCGGUUAACUCUCCUCAACUUCUACUACUUUCCGGAAUAGGACCAAAGGAUCAUUUACGGGCCGUGAAUGUAAGCGUCGUUAAAGACUUACCUGGUGUCGGAGAGAACCUGCAAAAUCACGUCUCCUACACGUUAUCCUGGACUAUAAAUCAGCCGAACGAAUUCGAUCUAAAUUGGGCCGCGGCUCUGGAAUACGUUUCGUUCCAAAGAGGGCCCAUGUCGUCCACGGGAUUGGCUCAAUUAACCGGAAUCGUUCCCUCGAUCUACACGACUCCUGAUCAUCCCGAUCUUCAAUUCUUCUUCGGGGGAUAUCAGGCGUCCUGUGCUUCCACCGGAGAGAUAGGAGCUCUCAUGGACAACGGUCGUCGUAGCAUAAGCAUAUCACCGACGAAUCUUCAUCCGCGCAGCAGAGGAACGCUGCGUUUGGCCAGUAACGAUCCUCUCGCGAAGCCUGUAAUUCAAGGAAACUAUCUGACCGACCCGUUGGACAUAGCCAUCCUCGUGGAGGGAAUUCGGAUAGCCUUGUCCUUCGGCAACACCGCUGCAAUGGCGAAAUAUAAUAUGACGCUUAGCAACGCUCCUCUCGCAGCGUGCUCGCGGUAUCAGUUUCUGAGUAACGAUUACUGGAGUUGCGCCGUGCGUCAGGAUACGGGGCCAGAAAAUCAUCAGGCUGGAUCGUGCAAAAUGGGACCGGCGAACGAUCGAAUGGCCGUGGUAGAUGCACGGCUCAGAGUUCACGGUAUUAGGGGCCUACGCGUAGCCGAUACGUCGAUCAUGCCACAGGUAACAUCCGGUAACACGGCUGCACCGGCGAUAAUGAUCGGCGAGAGGGCAGCGGCGUUCGUCAAAUCGGACUGGGGCGCUGCCGCGACACAAUGUUCCCGUUCCACGAUCGACAACUCGCUGGAUCUACUGCUAUGGGGGAUCAAAUACAUCGACUGGGACCAGGCGGUCUGGUAGCGUACGAGAUCCUCCUGGAUCGUUCUAGUCCGCG
Megachile rotundata (alfalfa leafcutting bee) is the source of this 1948-nucleotide messenger RNA. RefSeq lists its product as uncharacterized. The record is from RefSeq and is a predicted model, not a curated record. Gene Ontology annotation, molecular function: oxidoreductase activity, acting on CH-OH group of donors; flavin adenine dinucleotide binding. Lineage: Eukaryota; Metazoa; Arthropoda; Insecta; Hymenoptera; Megachilidae.